AUGGCUCGCAUCGCGGUUAUUUCAAAUAAUAAAGUAGUAGCAGAGCCAGGUGAUGUAUAUUCAACGUGUGAGCGUAUAUUUGAAUACUUCAAUUAUUGCUUGGAAUUCCUGGUGGGGGAUCCAGCUUUUGAGAAUCCCCCGAAAAGAUGUUGCAGCCACGUAGAGAAGCUUAACAUAUUAGCACAUCACAGAACAGGUCCUCGCAAGAUUUGCUGGUGCAUUCAGCUCAUGGUGAAGGGGAUUGCACCACCUUUGAUUCCCUACAAAAUUGAUGAUCUCCCUGUCCUUUGCGGUACCCAUCUCAGUUUCCCUAUUUCUGAUAGCAUGGAUUGCUCAACGGUUGGUUGAGGCACAUUAUCUGUACUAUGCACACCGCUGGCUAUAAAGUUAGUUGCAUUUAUGAUAUUAACAAAAGUUGCGACAUAAAACUAUGAUAGUCAUCAAAUCCAAUUUGGAUUAGAAUGUCAAUUUAAAUUGGAUUACCAAACUGCACUUGUAUAACCAAACUAUAAUAUUGGUAGCAGAAUGAGGUAAGUCUCACUGUGUGGACUACCACUUACUGUGGUUAUUAGUUUGUUUUGAU
Molecule: messenger RNA, 583 nt
Organism: Prosopis cineraria
Lineage: Eukaryota; Viridiplantae; Streptophyta; Magnoliopsida; Fabales; Fabaceae
Product: non-specific lipid-transfer protein 13-like
Exons: 3
Coding region: 1-348 (115 amino acids)
Biological process (GO): lipid transport
Cellular component (GO): membrane
Molecular function (GO): lipid binding
Source: RefSeq, a predicted model, not a curated record